Molecule: messenger RNA, 243 nt
Organism: Tremella mesenterica DSM 1558
Lineage: Eukaryota; Fungi; Basidiomycota; Tremellomycetes; Tremellales; Tremellaceae
Exons: 2
Biological process (GO): mitochondrial respiratory chain complex IV assembly
Cellular component (GO): mitochondrial intermembrane space
Molecular function (GO): copper chaperone activity; copper ion binding
Source: RefSeq, a predicted model, not a curated record
CGAGUCAGAUCAAAAGCCGUCACUCCGACUUCACACGAACAUUGUGCUAUGCCUGAACAUCAAGGUAAACCAGUCAACCCUCUCAAUCCUACAGGUCUCAAGCCCUGCUGUGCAUGCCCAGAGACAAAAUCCGCAAGGGACGAUUGUUUCCUUAAACACCCACCUGAGGUCGCAGCUCUCAAAUGUGAAGAUUACGUUUCAGCCCAUAAAGCCUGCAUGAGAUCUCUAGGUUUCAAUGUCUAG